AUGGCCACCGCCCUCUCACGGAGAAGCAUGUGGAAAGCUGCUCUUGACAUAGUGGCGGAAGUUCUCAGGAACGCCUUGCAGCCGGAUGUCGUCACCUGGAACACUCUGCUCAGUGCAUGUGGGCCCCGCUCAUUGUGGCAGUGUGGGAUCCUUGUCCUGGAGCACAUGAGCAGGAUGCUUCAAGUCAGCCUGGUGUCCUUGAACUCGGCACUGGCACUGUGUCGGCGAGGCGAAGCUUGGCGCCGGGGAAGCGCGCUGCUGGAACAUCUUGCCGGCCGUACCAUGCUGCCCGAUGCAGUCACUACUGGCUCUGGCGUUUCCGUGGCAAAUAGCUGGGCGGGUGCCAUGAUGUGGAUCUCGCAUGCGGUGCUGCUGCACGCACGAACGAACCUGAUUGUGUACAACUCGGCUAUCGGCGCGUGUUCGGCUGCAGUGCAGUGGCGGCAGACGCUGUGCCUCCAUGAAGCAUCAUCCCGAGGAAUUCGCCCCGAUCUGAUCACUGCAAACCGACUGCUUUCAUCAUGCGGGAAGGAAAGCCGCUGGCAGAUUGCCUUUCAAGUGACAUCCGAAAUAGUUGGCAGCAGAGUGGGAGUCAACAUCCAGACCUGUAACUCGCUCCUCAGUGCAGUGAGAGAUGGUGGCUGGCAGCAGUGUGUCACGUUGACGGAGGGCAUGACAACAAAGCCGCUGUCCCUGGAUGUGGUGACAUACAAUACCCUUAUGACAAUGAGCCAGGGUGCUCCGCGGUGGAUGGCCGUGCUUGCCCUCUUCCGCAGCAUGCGCAAGCAAGGUCUACAGGCGGAGGAGGUUGCAUUCAAUUCGCUGCUGGCUGCGUGUGGGAGCAGCAAGCAGUGGCAGGAAUCACUGUCCAUAGUGAUGGACCGGGGGAGCUUUCAACCGAGCGUGGUGACCAUCAGCAUGGCCCUGAACAUGUGUGGUGAGGUCAAGCUCUGGCAGUGUUCUCACCACCUGCUUGAGCUUCUUCAGAAGGAUCACUUGGAGGCCAACGCAAUCACCUACAACGCUGCCAUUGCCUGCGCGCAAUGUCUGGCUUGGCGGAGAGCUCUUGCAAUCUUCGAUGAUCUUCUGGUUGCCAGCUUGCAGGCCACCGUCGUUUCCAUCACGUGCAUCGUUGCGGGCAUCGGGGCGGCUCGCCAGUGGCAGGCAUCGGCCCGCAUCGCUGAGGUGUGCCGGUCAUAUGUUGCUCCCUGCAACGCGCGCAUUGCCGCCUCGGGAAGUCUGGCGCUCUGGCAAAGCUGCCUAGACAGCAUGCAGGAACUCCUCCGAACACAAACUCGCACCAACGCCAUCACCAUCAACUCAUCCAUAGCUGCCUGUGGUAAUGCUGAGAAAUGGCAGCAGACGCUGCAGCUCUAUGAAGACAUGCACGACACACUUGCAGACCUCAUCACGUUCAACACCAUCCUCAGUGCUUGCUCCAGCGACGCCUGGCAAGUGGCACUCCACAUCUUCAAGAGCCUCUGCAAACAGCAGCAGCCGGAUUUGCUUUCCUACAAUGCUGUCCUAACCUCCUUGGUGCCUUCAGGGCACUGGCGUUUGGCACUGGCCUUGGCUGCCGAGCUCCCGCAGCGAUGCAUGCAAGGCAACCGGAUCACCUACAGCUCCUUGGCGAGUGUAUGUGGCCGAAGCCAUCGCUGGCAACUUGCUCUGUCGCUCCUCGAAGAGCAGCGCCAAGCCGACCAAGGUCGCGGCGACGUGGUUCUUUACGACAGCGUCCUGUUCGCAUGCGGGCUCGCAGGGCGGCGGCGGUCGCUGCAGCCCCUGCUUGACGAUUUGGAUCGGUUGGGUCUGGAGCUGCUCGUGGCAGAAAAGAAGAUAGCUAGGCUGGUGUCUGAGAAGUCCAAGAAUGCAGGAGCAGUGGCGGAGGAUGACCAGGGUUUGCAUCAGCAGCUUGCGAACAUGUGGGUCGUGAAGGUGAGCGACGUGCUGCUGAUGCGGGGAAUCCCGAAAUGUCACCAACAGCUCCGGCAAGAGAACUUGCUCGUCAAGCACCAGCCAGGCCUCCUUACCAUCUUUGUCUCGCAUCAGUGGUUGGGCAACACUCAUCCGGAUCAUGCUGGGAUGCAGCUUCGCAUCUUCCAGAAAGCGCUGAAGAACGUCAUUAAUGGCACGAUCAAGCUAGAAUUGGAUGCAACCUCGCAGUUCUUUGGCCACAUGAAGACACUGUCAGCCGAGCUCCGGAACAGAUUAAACGAUGCAUACCUGUGGAUGGAUUGGUUCUGCGUCCCACAAGCAGCGUUUGAAACCGACCCAACAGCUCGCAAGCAAGUCGCGGAAGAAGCUGGCCUGUGCAUCCGCUCUAUCCCAGCCUACGUGGAAGCGUGCCAGAUCUUUGCAGCCCUGGUGCCGAAGAUGAUGCACAACCAGACGCAUGAGUUUUGCAGCUACUUCACCUGGCUGAACAGGGGCUGGUGCCGUGCAGAGAUGUGGUGUAAGCUUCUUUCGGACAGGUCCGACAUACCCAUCGUGGUUAUCUCCUCGAUAGAUCAGGUGGAGUUUGCUAUGCCGAUGCAGUGGCUGAAGUCUCCUGUCCAUCAGGGCGCUUUCUCCUUGGACAGUGAUCGUCUGGCCGUGUGCAAGUUCAUCCAGCAGGCAUUGGAUUUCAAGCUGGAAAGGCUGUCAAGACACAAGGAUUUGGACAUCUAUCGCUACUUCGCUGCAAGAUAUACAGACUUCCUGGGCUUGCCGAAGAAAUCAAGGAGCCUUCCGGAGUUUCUGAGCUACUUCCGCUUUCCAUCCAUGGAGGCUGCGCUCAAACAGAAGAAGGGCAUGGGGGCGAUGGCCUGCGCCGCCUUAAGCGGAGAUGUGGGCUUGCUUCAUCAGCUUGCAGAGGCUGGUGCUCCAAUGAACACAAAGCUGCGCGAGAUCUCAGAGCUCGAUCUGCUUCCGGACUGGACGCCACUCCACCUCGCUGCGGUGCGCAGCGACGAGGGCGCCGAGGCGGUGGCAGCGCUGCUGGAGCUGAGAGUCGAUCCGAACCAAGUAAACAAGCUGGGGCAUCCGAUUCUCGGGACCUGCGAGAGCCCUCGUGCAGUGGAGCUGCUUGUACAGUUCCGAGCUGACGUAAAUCAGAUGAAGCCAUUGACCAUGGCAACUCCCUUGACCCUGGCCUGUCUCCGCUGUCCUGAUCCCAGCGUGAUCGCGAAGCUCCUGGAAGUCCGUGGCGAUGUGAACCUCAGAAAAGGUGGGAUCGGCCUGACUCCGCUUCACUCCGCAGCCAUUCACUCGCACGGGAACCCGCAUUCUCUGACGGUGGCGCAAAUGCUGAUUGAAGCCAGGGCUGAAAUCGACGCCAAGGCGAAGGUCGGGCCGGCCUUUCGAGCAGUGGAGCUCGCCUGUCGUGCGGCGAUGCGGAUGCGAAAGGAAACACCCGGCAUUGUAAGAGUGUUGGGAGAGGGGAGCACCACACCGCUUGGCUACGCAGCGUUGUUCGGAGGCGACGCUCUCUUGGACUAUCUUUUGGAUGCCGGUGCAGAUCCGCAGGUCCGCAACAAUCGAGGCCACACGCCGCUCGAGUUGUCUAGGCACGCGGCUGUGUACACUGUCCUGUCACACCGUACAAGCAGCGGCUCCAACAGCAACAACAGUGGCAGCACGUUUGCAUCGCCGUCGGCAGCUUCCCCGCACUCUCCGAUAACCGACAGUGCCGAGCUCCCCGUCAUGAAGUUGGAGAGCGACAUUUCCUUGAAGAACCUGGUCAACACAGCGAUGGAGGUGAACGUCAUCCCGCUGGACACCUGUGUAGAGAAGCCAAAGCCUUCCCAGCAACCAGCAGCGCAGACCCAGAAUCCAAACGUCUCAUCACUUUAG
Molecule: messenger RNA, 3831 nt
Organism: Symbiodinium natans
Lineage: Eukaryota; Dinophyceae; Suessiales; Symbiodiniaceae
Source: the annotation of a GenBank genome assembly